CGAUCGUCACUCUGUGAGCUGUUCUGGCGAAGUGUGUUAAGGAACCGAUUUUCAGCCAAAGUAUUAUGACGAUAAUAAAAUACUGAAAUGCCAGACAAUGUGAAAAUCAAUUGAUAUCACACCGCAAUUGUCGAAAUGGAGAGAUUGUGCAAACGCCGUGAGAAUUUCAACACGAAAAUAAUGAUAACAAAUUCACUAACCUGCUGAUGUUAAUUUGGCAACGGGGCUUUGAAUGAAUACCUAAUAUAUUCAUGAUCUGUCGCCAUCGACUCGCUCGCUGUGAUCAUGUGGAGACUGAUGUGCUUCCGACUUCCGUCGAUGCCCCGCAGGGUUCUUCUGCGGAGGGUCUUGCCCGUCGUUUUGAGCGUCGUGGUCAUGGCCGUCCUCAUGUUUCAAGGAGUCUUCGAUCUGAUGCAAGUGUCUCACGCACCGUCCGCGCUCGCCCUCAAUCCCUCCUUCCAUCACGCCCUCAAGCGAGCCUUCCGUAACGCCACGCCGCCCGACGACUUCCCGUUCGAGUACUUGAUCAACGAACCCGAGUUCUGCAGCAGCAAGGAGGACCUCGACAUCAUCAACUUCGUCGGCGUGGCCCCGUGGGAGAAGAGUGCGCGAGAACGCAUCAGGAGGCUCUGGGGCAACAGCACCUGGAGAAGCGUGUCUGGGUUCAGCACCGUGUUCCUGGUGGGGACGACAAACGAAGAGGGCGUCAUGGAGGCGGUGCAGAAGGAGAGCCAGGUGCACAGGGAUAUAAUCCAGGUCUCCUUCCGCGACACCUACGACAAUCUGACCCUCAAGACGCUCUCGGGGUUACAUUGGGUCGACCGCUACUGCACGAACCCAACGUGGGUCCUGAAGAGCGACGCGGAUGUUGUCAUCAACGUCUUUGAACUUAAAGACUUUCUAACGCAGUACGAUGAACGAACCAAUGGCACGAGGCAGCAGCUGAUCUGUAAACGCAGACACUCUCUCAGUCCUUGUCGGAAGGGCUGUCGACACAAGAAGUGGCAGGUCUCGUGGGAAGAGUACCCGCAUUCGCGAUACCCAAGCUACUGUCAAGGGCCCGGGUAUAUUAUUCCUAGACGCCUGGUGGGAAGCAUCUAUCGCGCCGCCAACAAGACCCACCCCUUCCGCAUGGAGGACGUGUACUACACCGGAAUCCUGGCGCAAAAGCUUGGCAUCAGUAAACUGAGCAUCGCCCACCGCUUCCCCUGGCGUCCGAGAGCGUGGCAAGACUCCUUCGUCACCACGGACAUCAUGAUCCUCGAACUGGACAAGGGCGUGGGCAGGGGCGCGUCGACUCUCGUGUGGUCCAACAUCCUUCACAAUAGGGGCUUCAAGGAUGAAUCCUGCGCUAAUGUAACGGGAAACUUUAAGGUGUCCACGUCCUGACGAGCGUAUUUCAACUGAAAAUGUUGUUCGAAGGAUAGUUCAUUUCAAGAAGGAAUUACAUGGAAUCUGACUUUAAUCAUUAUCUCUACUGGGGGUGAUAGCUUUACCCGAUAGGAUAGUGUGUGUGGUUAUUCGUGCCUAUGCACACGAGUAUGUCGCAAAAUAACCUAAAUGUUACAUAUCAAGAAUUUUAAAAAGUGAUCGAAGUGCAGCUGUACAGACCUUAUACUGAUAUUUUUAAUGCAUGUCAGGUGUUUAUGUCCGACGAGCGACUUGCUGAUAAUACUUCAAAACUCUUACAAAACACACAUAUAUUCUUCCCAUUUUAGUCACGUAUUUUAAAACGUGAUUGUUUUGUCUGAUAUCUUACUUCUAAUUAAAGUAUAUUACAUAUUCA
Messenger RNA from Penaeus monodon (black tiger shrimp), 1786 nucleotides. Its product is annotated as beta-1,3-galactosyltransferase 5-like. Gene Ontology annotation, cellular component: membrane. Bases 286 to 1389 code for a protein of 367 amino acids. NCBI's taxonomy places the organism in Eukaryota, Metazoa, Arthropoda, Malacostraca, Decapoda, Penaeidae. The record is from RefSeq and is a predicted model, not a curated record. Gene Ontology annotation, molecular function: hexosyltransferase activity. The transcript has 5 exons.